Pieris napi is the source of this 2943-nucleotide messenger RNA. Its product is annotated as pierisin-like. The transcript is spliced from 2 exons. The record is from RefSeq and is a predicted model, not a curated record. Lineage: Eukaryota; Metazoa; Arthropoda; Insecta; Lepidoptera; Pieridae. The coding region runs from base 122 to 2683 and encodes 853 amino acids.
ACGAACUAAAAAAUAUCAAAUAAAAGAACGCGCUUGCUUUGAAUUACUCAUUCCACUUCGUGGUCCGCCAACCGUUCAGUUGGUUGUACUUUGUUUAGUGUUUUUGGAAUCAUCAAUUGCAAUGUCUAACCGAGGACCACCUAACCCCAUUACUAAUGGAAUUCAGGCGGCAGUGAUAGAAUGGAUAAGAGCUUUGGACUUGGAAAUUAUUAGUCUUUUGGUGUCGAGGAGCUGGCCAAUGUCAAUAUUAGAUGUUAGCGAACCUCGAUGGAGACCAACUGAAGUAACAGAUACUGAUAAUGUUAUACGAUUAGAUCGGAGGCAAAGAUUGCUUAGAUGGGAUAGAAGACCGCCAAAUGAAAUAUUUUUGGAAGGAUUUGUACCCAUUGUGACAAGGGAGGACCCGGAUUGGGAAGAGACAGACUUGUAUGGUUUUGCAAAAAAUAACCAUCCUUCCGUCUUUGUUUCAACAACAAAAACUCAAAGAAAUAAAAAAAAAUAUGUUUGGACACCGAGAACUGCUAACCGCGGGAUAGUAUAUCAAUACGAAAUUUAUGCUCCUGGAGGAGUCGAUGUCAAUGAGUCUUUAUUACAUGAAUCACCUUGGCCUAAUCAAAUGGAAGUUGCAUUUCCUGGAGGAAUACAAAACAUAUAUAUAAGAUCAGCAAGAGAGCUUCAUAAUGGAAGAAUUCAAAGAAUUUGGUUAAACCCAAACUUUUUGGACCCACUCGAAUUGGAAAACAUUGCUUCUUCUUCAAGAACUCCUAAUGUUAUAUGGAGAAGAAACCACCCUGACGGUGGUCAUAAGGACCCUGAUGGACGUUCAAAGAGAUCAGCAAGCUCUGAUGAUGACUUGAUGUAUGGUGGUGCAGGUGAUGUAGAAGAAGAUACAUUUGGUGAUGAGGUUAACCCAAAACCAUUUCCAGAUGGUGAAUUUAUGAUUGAAAGUUUAAAGGAUUAUAACUCCUUUUUGGAUUUGACUCAAAAUGAAUCAGGUGGAAUUAUCCACAGCCAUGUAUAUAAUGGCGGGGAUAACCAAAUAUGGGUAUUUAGUUAUGAUGAAAAUAAAAAGGCUUACAAAGUAAUAAGUAAGCAAAAUUCCAGUUUAUUGUUAAGUUGGAAUAGUAAUGCUACGUCUAAAGAAAUUAUUCUCAGAGGAUAUACAGAGAGCGGUAGCGACAACCAAUACUGGCGAUUUGAACAGACCGACGACUAUUAUAGACUUAGAAAUCUUGUGAACUUGGAUAUGAUUAUAACCGCUCAAAAUAAAUCUAGUGCAUUCGGCGGAAAAGGAGUUAUUGUAGAAACUGAAAUUUUUGCUUCUGAUGAAAAAAACUCUCAGGCAUGGAAAAUUAAUCCAAUCUCUUUUCAGACGAUACCAGAUGGUGAUUAUAAUAUAUUUAAUCUUGGCAUGUCAGACAAUGUCGUAGACUUUACUAACCAAAACGAUUUCUUGAUUCAUGGUGAAACCUAUAUGGACAAUGAAAAUCAAAAGUGGAAAUUUACCUACGAUAGUGAUAAGCGAGCUUAUAAAAUAUGGAGUGGUCGAAAGUCAAAUCUUUUGUUGAGCUGGAAUAGUAAUGCUGCAUCAAAAGAAAUGAUUCUUCGAGCAUAUACAGAGAGCGGAAGCAAGAACCAAUAUUGGCGCAUCGAACGGACUGGCGAUGAAUCCUAUAGACUUAGGAAUCUAGAAAACUUAAGUUUGAUUUUAAUGUUAACUGAAGUUAGCAGUCCAUAUGGUGGAUUAAAUUUAAUUGUCCAAAAUGAUUUGGAUACUAAUACUAAUCUACAUUCAAAUUGGAAUAUUAAACCCAUCUUUUAUCAGUACAUUCCAGAUGGCGAUUAUCAUAUAUUCAAUGAUAACUUCCCAAAUAUAGUUGUUGACUUUACCAAUCAAGAGGAUUCUUUGAUACAUGGUCAUAAUUACUUUGGAAACAAUAACCAAAAAUGGGCUUUCGUCUAUGAUGACGAUAAAAAAGCCUAUAAAAUAAAAAGCGGUGCAAGUUCAGAUCUUUUGUUAAGCUGGAAUAGUAAUGCACAGCCACCAGAAGUGGUUCUUCGAGCAUAUACAGAGAGCGGGAGUACGAACCAAUAUUGGCGCCUAGAUCAAGUCAAUGACGGAUCAUACAGACUCAGAAAUCUAAUUAGCUUUUACAGGUUAAUAGCUCUGACUGAUGAAGACAGUCCUUAUGGAGGUAGAAAACUUAUAGUAUCAGAUGCUACGGAAAACGGAAACACUUGGUAUCUCAAAGAAAUAGGGAAAGUAGCUGUACCAAAUGGGAAGUUUAGAAUUGCAACUAAACUGAAUUACAAAAAAGUGAUUGAUUCGAAUCAAAAUAACGAUUUGAUUAUUUCUGAAAAUCUAAAUCUUGUUACCAGCGAAUGGGAACUUAAAUAUGACUCAAGUAGAAAAGCGUACAAUAUAUAUUCUUCAGACGUCAAUAACAUAGGAUGGAUUUAUCAAAAUAAAAACUAUUUUGUUAAGCUUGGUAAUAUAGAUGGUCCUGACCAUGGCGAUUGGAGAUAUUUUUGGACGAUAGAAUAUAGCAUGCAAAGUGGCUGCUAUUUAAUAAGAAGUUUACAUGAGCCUUCUCAUGCGGUGGGUUUUUCUGACAAUAAUUCAGUCAUAACAGAUACAUCGACAUACUCCGAUAAUCAAUUGUUUCAUUUUAUUCCAAUUUAAUAUUUUUGUUGUGUUUUUACAAUUAUUUAUAUUUUACGUAGUGAGUUAGUAAUUUUUUUAAAUAAUUAUCUAUCUUUUAUUUAUAUAAAUCAUUACAUUUCCUAACUGCGAAUAAGCUUGCUCCAAUAUACCUGUACGUAUUGGUUCGUUUAUAUUUAAGCGUAUUAUUUUUAUUAUAACAGAAUAAUCUAGCUCGAAUAUUUAAAAUUUAUUAAAAAUACAAUAUAAUACUAAUUUAUGACAAUAAACUAUAUUUACUA